CAUAUUCUGAGUCGAAAAGAAGAAUUAAACAUCUGUCACUUAAGAUCGUAUUUCCGACCUGUCUUUUCUAGUGCAGGACACAGAGGAGGUUACACACAAUCGUGUAGUUGUGGAAGCAUUAAUAUAAAGAAAUGGCUUUCGUUAAAGUUGUUAAGAACAAGCAAUACUUCAAACGGUACCAAGUUAAGUUCAAGAGGCGUAGGCAAGGAAAAACUGAUUACUAUGCUCGUAAACGUCUCAUCGUUCAGGAUAAGAACAAGUACAAUACUCCCAAGUACCGUUUGAUUGUACGAUUUUCGAAUCGUAAUAUCACCUGUCAGAUUGGUUAUUCUCGUAUUGAAGGAGAUAAAAUUCUCUGUGCUGCUUACUCUCAUGAAUUGCCGAGAUAUGGGAUCAAAACUGGUCUGACCAAUUAUGCUGCAGCUUAUGCAACUGGUUUGUUACUAGCCCGACGUCUGUUGAAAAAGUUGGGUCUUGACAAUCUAUAUGCUGGUAAUACUGAAAUUAAUGGUGAUGAAUACAAUGUUGAGAAUGUUGAUAGUGGACCAGGAGCAUUUAGGUGUUAUUUGGAUACUGGUUUAAACCGUACAAGCACAGGAGCCCGUGUUUUUGGAGCCAUGAAAGGAGCUGUAGAUGGUGGCUUGAACAUUCCUCACUCUACAAAACGUUUCCCAGGUUUUGACAGUGAAUCAAAAAGCUUCAAUGCUGAAGUUCACCGUAACCAUAUUUUUGGUAUCCAUGUUGCUGAUUACAUGAAGUCUUUGGAAGAAGAGGAUCCAGAGGCUUUCAAGAGACAAUUUAGCCAAUACAUUAAAUUGGGAAUCAAUGCUGAUCAAUUGGAAACUAUUUACAAAAAUGCACACGCCGCUAUUCGUGCUAAUCCAGAAAUGGAAAAGAAGGCAGACAAACCUGCUCCUACGACAACCAAGAGAUGGAACCGCAGGAAGCUUACCUUGGCCGAACGCAAAGACCGUGUUGCACAAAAGAAAAAAUCUUUCUUGGCCAAGCUCCAACAACAAGAAGCUUAAAAUUAUUCUUUUGUAUUUUAUCAUGGAUAUUGUAUUGAAUAAAUACACACACAAG
This is a messenger RNA of Diorhabda sublineata, 1083 nucleotides long. It is a transcript of the gene RpL5, whose product is annotated as 60S ribosomal protein L5. The record is from RefSeq and is a predicted model, not a curated record. Gene Ontology annotation, biological process: translation; ribosomal large subunit assembly. Bases 132 to 1028 code for a protein of 298 amino acids. Gene Ontology annotation, cellular component: cytosolic large ribosomal subunit; ribosome. Gene Ontology annotation, molecular function: 5S rRNA binding; structural constituent of ribosome. Lineage: Eukaryota; Metazoa; Arthropoda; Insecta; Coleoptera; Chrysomelidae. The transcript is spliced from 5 exons.